AUGAUUGAUAUGGACAAAAUCUUGCUAAAUACAUGUUUUCAUCAGAAAAGUCAUUUCAAUGAUGAUGGUGGAGAUGAUAAUGAUGAUCAGGAACAUGAUGAUAACGAUGAUAGUGGUGAUGAUAAUGAUGAUGAUGAUGUUGAUUGUGAUGAUGAUGAUCAUGAUGAUGAUGACGGUGGUGAUGAUAAUGAUAAUGAUGAUGAUGGUGAUCAUUUUUUUCAUUUAAUUAAAUUAUCUGUCAAAGUUUUUAUCAACAUACGGGCAAUAUCAAUAGCAGUGUAA
This is a messenger RNA of Cercopithifilaria johnstoni, 282 nucleotides long. Lineage: Eukaryota; Metazoa; Nematoda; Chromadorea; Rhabditida; Onchocercidae. The record is from the annotation of a GenBank genome assembly.